Messenger RNA from Eurypyga helias (sunbittern), 1297 nucleotides. RefSeq names its product COP9 signalosome subunit 4 (gene COPS4). The record is from RefSeq and is a predicted model, not a curated record. NCBI's taxonomy places the organism in Eukaryota, Metazoa, Chordata, Aves, Eurypygiformes, Eurypygidae. The annotation marks the transcript as partial. Gene Ontology annotation, cellular component: cytosol; COP9 signalosome. The transcript is spliced from 9 exons.
GUGGACAGAUAUCGUCAGAUAUUGGAAAAAGCCAUUCAGCUGUCGGGUGUAGAACAACUUGAAGCUUUGAAAGCUUUUGUAGAAGCAAUGGUGAAUGAGAAUGUCAGCCUAGUGAUCUCGCGUCAGCUACUGACGGAUUUCUGUACCCAUCUUCCAAGUCUUCCUGACAGCACAGCCAAAGAAAUAUACCACUUCACCCUGGAAAAGAUACAGCCUAGAGUUAUUUCAUUUGAAGAGCAGGUCGCUUCAAUAAGACAACAUCUUGCAUCAAUCUAUGAGAAGGAAGAAGACUGGAGAAAUGCAGCACAAGUAUUGGUGGGGAUCCCCUUGGAAACGGGGCAAAAACAGUACAAUGUCGAUUACAAGCUGGAGACCUACUUGAAAAUUGCCAGGCUCUAUCUGGAGGAUGAUGACCCAGUUCAAGCAGAAGCUUAUAUUAAUCGAGCUUCUUUGCUUCAGAAUGAAUCAACUAAUGAACAGCUGCAAAUCCAUUAUAAGGUUUGCUAUGCUCGAGUUCUUGAUUACAGAAGAAAGUUUAUUGAGGCUGCCCAAAGAUACAACGAGCUCUCCUAUAAGAGCAUUGUCCAUGAAACCGAGCGACUGGAGGCGCUGAAGCAUGCUUUGCAUUGUACUAUUUUGGCAUCAGCAGGACAACAGCGUUCUCGUAUGCUUGCUACGCUCUUCAAGGAUGAGAGAUGCCAGCAGCUUGCAGCCUAUGGAAUCUUGGAGAAAAUGUAUCUCGACAGAAUUAUCCGUGGAAAUCAACUACAGGAGUUUGCAGCUAUGCUGAUGCCUCACCAGAAAGCAACUACAGCUGAUGGUUCCAGUAUCCUGGACAGAGCUGUUAUUGAGCACAACUUACUAUCUGCAAGCAAACUUUACAACAACAUUACUUUUGAAGAGCUUGGAGCAUUACUAGAGAUCCCUGCAGCUAAGGCAGAAAAAAUAGCUUCUCAGAUGAUAACGGAGGGUCGCAUGAAUGGAUUCAUUGAUCAGAUUGACGGGAUUGUUCAUUUUGAGACUCGCGAAGCUUUGCCAACCUGGGACAAGCAGAUUCAGUCACUGUGUUUCCAGGUUAACAACCUGCUGGAGAAGAUAAGUCAGACAGCUCCAGAAUGGACAGCGCAGGCAAUGGAGGCCCAGAUGGCUCAGUGACUGUGCAGCCAUUGUCUGAAUGGAAGCAAUCAACCGCCUGCUCUGCUGGAAGAAGGGAACUGAGUAAGACCAUGAACCAAAUUGAGUAGCCCAUCUUCAUUUUCCCACCUUCUGCUUUCACUCUGUAGGACACAAUUAGGCG